UAUUACAAAAUAAAUAUUUUAAUAAAACACAAAGAAAUGGGUGGAGAUGCAAAAGAGUUUGGCCUUGUGUGGUGAUAACAAAAGAUAAAGCAAGUAGCCACAACAUGCUGCCACGUGGCAGAUAGGAUUCCAUGCCACACUAUUUCCACAAGCCAUACCAUAUACGAUCCAUCUUCAUCCCAAUAUCAAACAUUGCUUGUUAUUCAGUUCAGUUCACUAAAAAAAAAACACUUAAAACAAUGGCAGCUACAUCCGCAGCUCUGUCUAGUGCCAUGGUGAGCACCUCGUUUGUGAGGAGACAACCCACCACGACCUCAUUGAGGGCACUUCCCAACGUUGGUCAGGCACUUUUCGGGCUCAAGGCCAGCACAGGAAGCCGAGGAGGGCGUGUGACUGCCAUGGCAGCCUACAAGGUGAAGCUAAUCACACCCGAGGGGGAGACUGAGUUCGAGUGCCCUGACGACGUGUACGUGCUCGACCAAGCCGAGGAAAUGGGCCUGGACUUGCCUUACUCGUGCCGAGCAGGGUCUUGCUCGUCCUGCGUGGGAAAAGUUGUGAGUGGAGAUGUAGACCAGUCUGACAACAGCUUCCUCGAUGAUGAUCAGAUUGGUGAAGGUUGGGUUCUCACAUGUGUUGCUUACCCUCAGUCUGAUGUUGUCAUUGAGACUCACAAGGAGGAGGAACUUGCUUAAUUAAGUAACUAAAAAAACAAUUAUUAUCAUGUUUUAAUUUUUAUUAAUCUUGUUCAUCAUCAUUUUAUAUAUGUUUUUUGUGAAGAAAAGGAAAAAAAAAUGAAGUUUCAAUGCUUUGGUUGGUUGGACUGGCUCUCUUGGCUUUUUUUUUUCAUAGGAUAAGGUUUUCCCUUAUCUAUUGAAUGAGUUAUUACAUGUUUUUUUGGACAAAAAAACUGCCAUUUGUAGUAAUGAAAUAACUGAUAUUUUAGCUUGAUAAUGAAUGAUCCCUUUUUUCUUUA
Molecule: messenger RNA, 973 nt
Organism: Cannabis sativa
Lineage: Eukaryota; Viridiplantae; Streptophyta; Magnoliopsida; Rosales; Cannabaceae
Product: ferredoxin
Exons: 1
Coding region: 132-692 (186 amino acids)
Biological process (GO): electron transport chain
Cellular component (GO): chloroplast
Molecular function (GO): electron transfer activity; 2 iron, 2 sulfur cluster binding
Source: RefSeq, a predicted model, not a curated record